AUGUCAUCGGAAAAGACGUCGGCUGAUCUACGAAUCGAGUUCGAUCGUUUAGACCGCGAUAAAGAUGGAUUCAUCACACUGAAAGAGUUUCGUGCUUUUCAUGAACAGAACAACAAAGAUGGCACGUCCAUUGAGAAAGCUUUUGCCGCCAUCGAUGCUGAUAAUGAUGGAAUGGUCACAUUUGAAGAAUUUCAACGUGCAUACAAAGGAUAA
Molecule: messenger RNA, 213 nt
Organism: Adineta ricciae
Lineage: Eukaryota; Metazoa; Rotifera; Eurotatoria; Adinetida; Adinetidae
Source: the annotation of a GenBank genome assembly